This is a messenger RNA of Exserohilum turcica Et28A, 6554 nucleotides long. RefSeq lists its product as uncharacterized. The record is from RefSeq and is a predicted model, not a curated record. NCBI's taxonomy places the organism in Eukaryota, Fungi, Ascomycota, Dothideomycetes, Pleosporales, Pleosporaceae. Gene Ontology annotation, biological process: phosphorelay signal transduction system; protein autophosphorylation. Bases 1 to 6066 code for a protein of 2021 amino acids. The transcript has 3 exons. Gene Ontology annotation, molecular function: histidine phosphotransfer kinase activity; protein binding; phosphorelay sensor kinase activity.
AUGACAAAGGUCCCGCCUCCCUCUCCUAAUUCAACGAGAGACCCCGCUACCACGACGACGACGACGCCACCCACGGCGCGCCCGCCACUGCAGAGAUUGCCAGCCAGCGACGCCAAAGCCACCACCACCACCAACCCGUCCCACACUUCGCCCUCGGUGCCGCACUCGCACCCCGCCUCCUCCCACGACCGCGACCAUGAUGCCUCCCAUCUCGACAUGAGCACCCACCCCGCCCGCCAUGUCCACGACCAAGACGCUGCCCACCCGGCAAACGACAGUGCGACCGAGGCGCCACACGGCGGCGCCUCUCCCGAGGAGCUCGAGGUCGAGAGGCUGCGCAAUCUGCAGCUGAAGAUGCUGCUGCAGCAGCAGCUGCAGCAGCAGCAGCAGCAGCAACAGCAGCAGCGCGCCUGGCUGCGGACCUCGUCAAAUAGCGCAACCGUUGCCGCGCCGGGCCCUCGUCGCAUAUCCCCCAUCAAGGAAGAGCCCGUGUCAAGCAUAUCCCCUACCCUCGAGGGUGCCUUUAGCAGUCCUUCUCCUAGUCCCUUGCCUACUGGCGUUACUGCCUCGACCGAGUCUACUGAAUCAACAGAGUCCGCAAGGACGAUCCGCGGGAGCAUGCCACCCACGCCCGCCGCCGCCUAUCCCCUCCGAACACCGUCGUAUCCAUUCCCCACCGUCCCAAACACGCCAAGAUGGGCCUCUGCUUUCCACAUGCCCUUUACGAGCCUGUCGCCCACCGUGUCUGCUGGGCAGGUGCGAGAAUAUGCAGCACCCAGGGACCGUAUUGCCUCGGAGACCAGCACGCCUGCCGCAUCAAACACCCCCUUUGCGCCUGGAGGCCGACAACACGCCACGCCGGAUGUCGAAGACCCACGAUUUCCGAGCCCCAAUCUCUACGACAUUGUGUUGCGCUUGGGUGCCGAGCCUGGCUUGGCUGCCUGGUGGACCGCCGUGACGUCCAUCAUGCGCGACCACUAUGGAGUCGAACGAGCCACCCUGGCCGUGCCAGCCGAUGCCUCGGACAUUGAAAACGUACCCUGGGGCCAGAAGACCACCUUCACUGCGCCUGCCAACAAUGGCAGCCCGCAUACUGCGACGUACCAAGAAUCCGCCGGACACCAGGGCCAUUUUCAGUCCGAAGAGACACCGAGUUUCCGCGAAAACGAAUCCCUCGACAUGCCACCUAGCACCAUGAUCCCGGAGCGGAGGCCAAAACUGUUUUCGCACCAUUCGUUUGCGGGCCACGAACGCCAGAAGCCCAGCACGCCGCCAGACACGCCGAUACCCGCACAGCCCGUCCGUCCAAGGGGCCCACUGCGGGCCGCGAGUCAUGCUCCCCAUAUGGCCUCAAGGCCUGACCACCCACUAAGGCAGGUUUCGCAAGCCUCUUUCGACGGCACCUCUUCUGCCUUUGCAGAGGCGACACCAACAGGAGGUCCAACUUUUAGUGAUCCCGAGUUUUCUAGCGUCGGAGACCCUGCCCCAUCGAGUGCCGUGUACCAUGUUCUGCGCGCCCUAGACCAUGAGCCCGACGCCUUGAUCGACAACUCUGGGGUCAAUCGCGUCUUGGAAAGGGGGCGCUUGGUAACACUGACUAGAGACUAUUCGACGUCCUUGUCAACGUCCCGGGAAGACUUGGAAAAGGACAAAUCAGAACCGACCAAACCAUCGACAAUCCAUGGCAGUGCUGCCGCCCACGAAAUCCACAAGACACCCACCCGCGGACGGUCCGUCCUGGGGUCGAAUGAUCCGAGACUGCCCCAGCUGCCCCAGCGUUACGAAGAGUACGAGCAGUACCCGACCUCGCCAUGGGCACAGUCACCUGCCCCGUCACCAGCUAUUCAAAACGACGCCGACGUGAACCCCUUCUUUACCACCGGCAGUGUCGACGAAGAAACAUUCAACCCAUCACGGUCUCCACAGGACUACACACAGUAUGGCAUGGUCGAGGCUAUCGGCGUCGACAAAGCCAGCACGGUUACGCACAUACCGCUGAUACAUCCAACCUUGUCGCAGGUAAUGGCCUCAGCAGACACGUCCACCCCAUCCCAGACGCCGGCCAUGUCCAGAAGGCAGUCCGAGCAGUCGAUGGGGACUUCAUUCCAUCAAGGCGAUUUCGUGCGCAAAGCACCCAUUGCCAUUCUUUCGAUCCUCUCGCCUAUCGUCCCAUAUCCACGCAACUUGACCAAUUCACUCAAACACCUUGGCCCUCACCUCGCCACCUCCUUUUCCAAUGCAUGGCAUUUUACCAACGCCCAGACUCAGGUCGCCUCUAUCCGGCAGAGACGUAUCACCACCAGCACUACGGGAGGCAUCAGCCUGCCUUCGGAUUCUGACAGUCUUGACGACUUGCUUCAUCUCGAUCUUGGCGAUAUCGCAAACUCGGCAGCAGGCAGCGUCACAAGCCCAUCUGACUACUCCAGCCGCUCUAGACACAGCCCAGGAGGCUCAAUCGCCGGAACACCUGGCUGGGACACGUCACUGGGAUUCUCCAGCAGACACUCGCAUAGCAGCACACCUGGCCAUCUUGCUGGCAGUGAGGCCGUCGAGAGCUACUUUGACGCUAGGAAGCAAGCCAGCAAGACCCCCAACAAUCCAUCUUCGAGCGCACAAGAGCGGUCUGCACAAAAGCCCGAUAAACGCUCUGCGAAGCGAGUAACAGUAAACCCUGUCGCUGAAAAGGCCAAGGAGGAUCCUUCCAAGCCGCGUACCGAGAAGAAGGACGAGACCCCGAAUGCACGCCGCGCUCAAUUACCGGAUACCGCCAAGCGUGGCCACUCCUUCCUACACUCUUACGGCGCAGACUUUACCGCAUCAUUUCAGUCGCUGCCGGCUGCGACGACGCCGGGAGGAAGGCCACAGGGCCAUGCAAGAGCAUUGUCUGUCACCGAGUCUUCCGAGAUGCCGCCUCCUUCAGAAAGCUUACUCCGGACCAUUAUUGAUUCAUUGCCGGUUCAGAUCUUCACUGCCGCACCCAAUACUGGAGCCAUCAGCUGGGUAAACUCCAAGUUUCUCAUAUAUAGAGGCCAGACUUCACGCCAAGUGUUGCAGAAUCCAUGGGACUCCAUCCAUCCCGAGGAUCGCAAUGCAUACCUAGACGAAUGGAGUAGAUCGCUGCGAACUGGCCAGCAGCUGCAAAUGAAGGUCAGGCUGCAGCGCUUUGACGAGUGCUACCGGUGGUUCUAUGUUCGAGUGGCACCACUCAGGAACAAACGCCAGCAGAUUGUGCACUGGAUUGGCACCAACAUGGACUUUCACGAACAGCACAUUGCCGAACAAAACUCUGCCCGCCAACAGGAAACAGCUGCCUCAGAGGCCAAGUACCGCGCACUAGCCAACUCGAGUCCUCAGAUUGUUUUUGUCGUGUCAGACCGACGGGGUUUGACGUUUUGCAACUCCCAGUGGACUUCGUAUUCUGGCCAAAGUGAAGUGCAGGCACUCGGCAACGGCUUCCUCGAGCAUGUCCAUCCCGAUGAUGUUAUCAAGUGCAAGCUUCCUGAGUUGGACGAACACGGCAUCGCCAAUGUGCCUACAUCUCUACCACCGGACCAUGGACAACAAGACUCGAAUGCUUCUGACGCUUCAUCAGAGACUGAGAGAACCAUUACUAGUCCCAGCGGCUCGAUGCCAGACCGGAUGGAUAUGCCGCAAGCCAAGCUAUCGAAACUGGCAAGCACUGGUAUAUUGCGAGUCAUCAAGGAUGCUCACGGGCGGGCAUCUUACUCGACUGAAGUCCGACUUCGCAACAAGGAUGGUGACUACCGAUGGCAUCUCGUGCGCAUCUCGUUGGAGAGAUCGCUUGCCGAAACCAGCGACGAAGAGACUUGGUAUGGCACAGCUACAGACAUCAACGACCACAAGCUGCUUGAACAAACACUAAAGGAAACCAUGGACGCAAAAUCCAAGUUCUUGAGCAACAUGUCGCACGAGAUCAGGACGCCGCUCAACGGUAUAUCUGGAAUGGUCAAUUUCCUUCUAGAUAGUGUCCUGAAUGCUGAGCAAUUGGAGCAUGUCAACAUUAUCAAAGCUAGUACCGACAGUCUGCUCAAUCUCAUCAACGACAUUCUGGAUCUUUCCAAGGUCGAAGCUGGCAUGAUCAAGCUGUCCAUGGAAUGGCUCCAUUUGCCGUCUCUGCUCGAGGAGGUCAACGAUCUCAACAUGGGACUGGCGAUCCAGAAAGGCCUCGAGCUCAACUACCUUGUAGACGAAGGCGUCCCAGCAGAGGUCAAGGGAGACAAGUUCCGCAUUAGGCAGGUGCUGCUCAACGUGGUCGGCAAUGCCAUCAAGUUCACAGAGCAGGGAGAGAUCUUCAUACGGUGUAGACUGCAGCCGCCCGACCGCUCUCGUCCGCUAAAGGAGAACGAGACGAUGAUCCGGUUCGAAGUUGUGGAUACUGGCCAGGGCUUCACAGACGCCGAGGCCAAGUACCUGUUCAAGCGAUUUAGCCAGAUUGAUGCCAGCAGCACAAGACAGCACGGCGGCACUGGACUUGGGCUGGCCAUUUCGAUGCAGUUUGUCGAACUCCAUGGCGGCAGAAUGGAUGCUCGCAGCGCGCCAGGCAAGGGGUCGACCUUCUUUUUCACCAUCAAAUUUGGUCUUCCCACCGCGGACGACUACCCCAAGCCACUGGUGUCCACUCCAGGAACCCCCGCCUUUGAGCCACCGCUCGCACCUCCGUCGGCUCCUCUGAAUGCACCUCAGCCAUCAGCUCUCCAGAAGUUUGUGCAAUCGCAGAAUCCUGGAUUUGCACCUAUCAAGCGCGUAUCAAGCAUGUCGUCGGAGAAGAGCGAGCCGGCCAAAUCCCCUGUACCCAGUCUGUCGGCUUCUGAACGCUCGCGAGAUUCGCCUGCGCUCUCUUCUGGCAGCUCAGACCAAUCUCUAACAAGCGCUGCACUUACUGGCCAGUCGAGCCUCCGGUCUGAAAGGUCAUCUGCAUCAUCUUUCCUGCAAGAGACUAGUCCUACAACAGAUCCAGACAUCAGCCUAGCCUUGCCCGCCAAACGAUCUGACAGUGACAGCGAACGACAGUCGCCACCGUGUGACUCUAGCAGCUCUGUCGACUCGGAUCCGACUGUUCGCGCAGCCUCGCCGCAUCGCAGUCUUUCUCCGUUGGGCAGUGCCCUGCAACCUCCCAUGUACUCUAUCCUGGUGGUGUGUCCUCUUGAACACAGUCGAGAAGCUACCAUCAGACACAUCAAGAACACACUUCCCCAGGGCAUACCUCAUCAAGUCACCGGGCAGGCCAGUAUUAUUGGCGCCCAGCGGAUGAUGGGCGGCGACAAUCCUGUCCUAUUCACUCACGUCGUCCUUGUGCUGCAUGACACGUCGGAAGUUCACGCCAUUGUGGACCAGAUUUUCAGUUCCACAGCCUACAGCAACACGUCGGUGGUCGUGGUGUCGGAUCCUUCGCAGAAGAAGGAGCUCAUGAAGGAAGCGCCAGUGUAUGACUACGAGCAGCUUCACAAUGACCGCCGGCUGGAGUUCAUCUAUCGACCACUGAAGCCAUCGAAAUUUGCCAUUAUAUUUGAUCCACAAAAGCAACGCGAGUCGAGCACGGAUCGCAACCAAGACAGCGCGCAGCAGGUAGUGGUGAGCCAGAAACUUGUGUUUGAAGAGCUCAAACGACGAGUUGGGGGUAAGAAUCACAAGGUCUUGCUGGUCGAGGACAACAAGAUCAAUCAAACUGUAAUCCUCAAGUUCCUUGCUCGGAUCGAUAUCGAGACUGAAACAGUGCUGGACGGCGUACAAGCCACCGAAGCCGUCUUCUCCAAGCCGCCGGGUUACUACUCAAUCGUUCUUUGUGACCUGCAUAUGCCCAACAAGGACGGGUACCAGGCGUGUAAAGAAAUCCGGCGAUGGGAGAAGAAGCACGGAUACCGUCGCCACCCGAUCAUCGCACUAUCAGCCAACGUCCUUGGUGACGUGUACGCAAAGUGUGCGGAAGCGGGGUUCAACUCGUAUGUCACGAAGCCGGUCGAGUUCAAGGAACUCUCUCUUGCCAUGACCAAAUUCCUGGACCCGGCGGAUCCCACCAAACAACCGGCUCUCAUGAGGAAGAAGUGAGAGCAAAAACAUUUUCUUAUCUUUCUUGACGUACACAUACACAUUAUUAGGGCAUGAUUGCUCUGCACAGCCCCUACCUGCAUGAGCGAACGGCGCAAUUAGAGGCAGAGUACAUGCUCCAGGGCGGACGGACAGAGUCACUGUCGGCUUUUUACCAUUGAUGCGUUAGACGUGUAUUACCUAGCAUAUUUUCCGCGUCGACAAUGUAUCACGUUGAGUUGGAUUGGGGGGUUUGGAAGGAGGUAAUGUUUUUGAAACGAGUGCAUGGGCAUUUGACGGCGUAUGGAUGCUUGCAGGGUGCGAGGCGUCGAUUACGAUUGACUGGGUGUUUGACAAUGGGUAGGUAUCUGGGCGCCUCUGGUUGGGAAAAGGGUAAAAACACGAGGGUGUGAGUGCCCACCAGCCCGGGACUAGAGCUUACGAUGCAGACGCAGCGCAGCGCAGCGCGCGAGGGCGCACACUUGUACAAUAGGGACCUUUUUCAACCU